UAUUUAUAUAGCAUAUCCGUGUUAUUGUCUUAUAAAUAUAUAUAUAUUUUAUAAUUAAAAUUAAUAAGUAAAAUUAUUACAACACAUUUCAAAAAAUUUGAAAUUCUUGCUAAAAUAUAUACAUACAGCUGUGCUAUAUAUAUAGAUAGCUAAGGCAAAGCCUUGUUCUCUCUCUGUUAACUGCUCAAAGUUCAUCAAACUAAGAUGGAAGAUUCUUCACAAAGGUAUGCAGUAGUGACUGGAGCAAACAAAGGAAUUGGAUUAGAAAUAGUAAGGCAAUUGGCUUCAAAUGGAGUGAAGGUUGUGUUGACAUCCAGAGAUGAGAAGAGAGGCCUUCAUGCUUUGGAAACCCUUAAAGAUCUCUCUGAUUUUGUGUUCUUUCACCAGCUUGAUGUUGCUGAUCCUGCAAGUGUUGCUUCUCUUGCAGAUUUCAUCAAAUCCAAAUUUGGCAAACUUGAUAUUCUGGUUAACAAUGCAGGGGUUAGUGGAGUUGUGAUUAAAGACACUGAUUUACUCCCUUCAUUAAUACUGAAAGGCGAGGAAUUAUCUGACGAUGAAAUAGAAAAGGCAAGGAGUCAAACAUAUGAAUUAGCACAAGAUUGCUUGCAAAUAAAUUAUUAUGGUGCUAAAAGAACAUCCGAAUCUCUUCUUUCCCUUCUCCAGUUAUCCGAUUCACCAAGAAUCGUGAAUGUAUCAUCUUUUUUGGGACAGUUAAAGUGUGUAUUAAAUGAAUGGGCUAAAGGGGUGUUCAAUGACGCUGAUAACCUUACAGAAGAGAAAAUAGAUAUGGUAUUGAAUGAGUUUCUAGAAGAUUUCAAAGAAGGGAGAUUAGAAAGUAAAGGAUGGCCUAAGGCUAUUAGUGCUUACGUUCUCUCCAAAGCUGCUUUGAAUGCAUAUACAAGAAUUCUUGCUAAGAAGUUCCCUACAUUUUGCAUCAAUAGUGUGUGUCCUGGUUAUGUUAAAACUGAUAUGACUUCAAAUACUGGCUUCAUAACUGUGGAAGAAGGUGCUGCUAGUCCCGUGAGGUUGGCACUACUUCCAAAUGGUAGUCCUUCUGGCUUCUUUUAUGAUCGGAGUGAAAUCUCUUUCUAUUAAUUAUUCAAGGGAUGUCAAAAUUUUUCGAAGUGCAAAAAUUUCUGUGAGGACUGUCUCGAAUGGGGACUCGAAGGCGAGAAAUUUUUUCUGUGGAGAUGGGGAUGGGGAUUAAAAUUCCCCAACAAGACAGGCACGGAGACCCGAGCAAGGAUCCCCGCCCCAUCCCCGAUAAUUUUCCGAAUUCUUGAGUUUAUUUAAAUACCCUAAAUUUAUUUCUAAUAUAGGGACUUUUUAAUAAUUUCACCUAUUGAAAACCCUAACCCUACCUUAUUGAAUGUCUUUCAUUCUUUCCUACUACUCCACUUAAUGCCGUUUCGAAGCCCCAACUCUCUAGAGAAGUUAAAAACUCUCAAUCCCCCAUAAUUGUAUCCACAGUCACAGCCAUAGCAGCAUACCCCCUCACCAGUCGCUACCGACCACUCUUCCUACUUAGUGCUUACCCCCUUAUGGACUAUGAUUUGUUAUGUUGUAUUUCUGGACUUAUAAUAUUGGAUAAGAUAUGUUUGUAAUAAUGUUUUAUAGUUUGUUUUUUUUUUAA
Arachis stenosperma is the source of this 1633-nucleotide messenger RNA. RefSeq names its product (+)-neomenthol dehydrogenase-like. Bases 205 to 1095 code for a protein of 296 amino acids. The record is from RefSeq and is a predicted model, not a curated record. Lineage: Eukaryota; Viridiplantae; Streptophyta; Magnoliopsida; Fabales; Fabaceae. The transcript is spliced from 6 exons. Gene Ontology annotation, cellular component: membrane.